This is a messenger RNA of Aspergillus melleus, 1167 nucleotides long. RefSeq names its product putative DRAP deaminase. Gene Ontology annotation, molecular function: diaminohydroxyphosphoribosylaminopyrimidine deaminase activity. The coding region runs from base 166 to 816 and encodes 216 amino acids. The transcript has a single exon. The record is from RefSeq and is a predicted model, not a curated record. NCBI's taxonomy places the organism in Eukaryota, Fungi, Ascomycota, Eurotiomycetes, Eurotiales, Aspergillaceae.
GCGAAGAGAAGACGCGACGCGAAAUCACUUGAACUGCCCGAUCGGGUUUAGCCCGUCUCCCCUCCGCCCAACUGAGGUCAUCGCUUCUUCUCAAUCUGUCCCUCUUCACUUCUCAUUCUUCCUGUUGACUGAUUUAUCUUCCUGUCCCGACUAUUACCGCCCACCAUGAGCUCUCUUCACAGAAAUUACAUGCAACAAUGCAUCGGCCUCGCCGAAACGUCUCCUCCGCGACCAACCAACUUCCGAGUCGGCGCCGUGCUCGUCUCCCGCAAAGACGGCGAUCUGUGGGCGGAAGACGACCGCAUCCUAUCGACGGGUUACACCAUGGAACUGGCAGGCAACACACACGCAGAACAAUGCUGCCUGUCGAAUUACGCGGCCGUCCAUUCGGUCCCAGAUGACCGCGUGCACGAGGUCUUGCCUUCAGAACCGGGCCGGAAACUCGUCAUGUAUGUGACCAUGGAGCCGUGCGCCAAACGACUGUCGGGCAAUGCGCCCUGCGUACAACGGAUCAUCCAGACGAAGGAAGGCGGGCGCAAUGGCAUCCAGAAGGUUUACUUUGGCGUGAAGGAGCCCGGGACAUUUGUUGGGCAAUCGGAAGGGUGCCAGCGCUUGACGGAGGCGGGGAUCGAAUGGCAUGUCGUCCAGGGGUUCGAGCGGAGGAUUCUCGAGGUGGCGGUGGCAGGACAUGAGAAUCGCGACGAGGAGAUCAGGUCAGCGCUGGAUCAGGCUGAGACAAGACUGGAUGACGUCAGUGACGAUGAGCGGGAAAGACAGAGGCAGAUGCCGCGGAAUCCGAAGAAGCGAAUGCUGUAGGCUGCGGAUGAAGAGUCGGACACAAGUGCAACUGUAACACCACCGAUGUACGGAGUAUGUGGCGUCAAAUGCCGAUGGUGGGAUGAGCGAGACGCAUCGAUUGUGUUCCCUUGGACCCGCGUAAAGUGCUAGAAAGCUGGCGCUGAAUCCAUCCAAGGUUGCACUGAGCAUGACAUAUCCACGCUCGCCAUCCAGUGUCUUGUAUAUAGUAUAGACAAAGGUGUAAAAAGAUGACCUGCUGGAUUAAUGGACUGAAGAGUGAAAAGAUGUUGAUAAGCGAUAAGACCAUCUUAUCUCUUAUCUACGAUAAGAUACCCCACAGUCGUGUUUUCCGGCGGACAAAGACGCCCG